Messenger RNA from Capra hircus (goat), 1581 nucleotides. Its product is annotated as melanoma antigen preferentially expressed in tumors. Gene Ontology annotation, biological process: negative regulation of apoptotic process; positive regulation of cell population proliferation; negative regulation of DNA-templated transcription. Gene Ontology annotation, cellular component: cytoplasm. Lineage: Eukaryota; Metazoa; Chordata; Mammalia; Artiodactyla; Bovidae. The record is from RefSeq and is a predicted model, not a curated record.
AUGUGGCCCAGACUCCCCCAAUGAAUGUACCUUCAGGACUCGUUCCGGAGUAGGUUCUUCAGGGUGGGCGUCCGGGCCCCGCCCCAACUCCUGGAGCUGGCUGGCCAGAGCCUGCUGCGGAAUGAGGCCUUGGCCAUUGCGGCCCUGGAGGAGCUGCCCAUCGAGCUCUUCCCACUGCUGUUUACGGCGGCCUUUGCCGGGAGGCACACCUAGGCCCUGAAGGCGUGGCCCUUCCCCUGCCUCCCGCUGGGGUCCGUGAUGAAGGACCACCAGCCUCAUCUGGAGACCUUCCAGGCUGCACUCGAAGGCCUGGACGUCCUGCUUGCUCAGGAGGUCGGCCCCAGGUAAGGUCGACCUGGCAGACUGGCGGUGAAGCUGCAGGUGCUGGACUUGCGCUGGAACGCCCACCAGGACUUCUGGACCCUGUCAUCCGGCAUCAAGGCCAGCAUGUCCUCGCUGCUGGAGCAGCCAGCCCAGCCCAUGCAGAAGAGGCGCAGGGUGGAGGGUUCCAAGGUGGGGCUGAAGCCGGCGCGGGCCCCUAUGGAGGUGCUGGUCGACCUGUGGCUCAAGGAGGACACCCUGGACGAGAUCCUCAGCUACCUGCUGAAGAAGGCCAAGCAGAGGAGGGGCCGGCUGCACCUGCGCUGCCAGAAGCUGAGGGUCUUCGCCAUGCCCACGCAGAGCAUCAGGAGGAUCCUGAAGCUGGUGCGGCUGGACUCCGUCCAGGACCUGGAGGUGAACUGCACCUGGAAGCUGGCCACGGUGGGCAGGUUUGUGUCGCACCUGGGCCGGAUGGGCAGCCUGCGCCGGCUGCUGUUGUCUCACGGCCACGUGUUGCCGCACACCGCCCCCGACCAGGAGGAGCACUGCGUCGGCCAGCUCACCUCCCCUUUCCUGAGCCUGUCCCACCUGCAGGAGCUCUGCCUGGACUCCAUCUUCCUGGAGGGCCGGCUGCACCACGUGCUCAGGUGCCUGAAGACCCCUCUGGAGACCCUGUCGAUCACCAACUGCCUGAUUUCAGAGUCAGACCUGACGUACCUGUCGCAGUGCCCGAGCAUCAGCCUGCUGAAGGACCUGGGCCUCGGCAGGGUCAACCUGACCAGCCCCAGCUUGGAGCCCCUGCAGGUCCUGAUCGAGAGGACCUCGGCCACCCUGCAGGACCUGGACCUGUACGACUGUGGCAUCAUGGACUCCCAGUUCAGCGCCCUCCUGCCCUCCCUGAGCCCCUGCUUCCAGCUCACCACCUUCAGCUUCUGCAGCAACCCCAUCUCCAUGGCCAUGCUGGAGAGCCUGCUGCACCACACCGAGGGGCUGAGCAAGCGGAGCCUGGUGCUGUGUCCCGCACCCCUGGAGAGCUGUGAGGAUGUGCGUGGUACCCUGCACCUGGGUCGCCUGGCUCAGCUGCAUGCCCGGCUCAAGCAGCUGCUGUGCGCUUCUGGGCGGGCCAGCAUGGUCUCGUUCAGCACCAACCCCUGUCCACACUGCGGUGAGCAGAUCAUCUACGACACCCAGCCCAUCCUGUGCUCCUGCUACGCCCGCCUAGCCCAGCCUAGUCCCACCCCGCUCAUGACUCUCCUGUGA